AUGGCCUCUUUCCUUCCAAACGAUUGUCUCACUGACAUUUUCGAGAUUUUGAGCGAGGACAAAAUAACGUUAUACUCUUGUUUGCUCGUUAAUAGACAGUGGUGUAACAGCGUCGUGCCCUUUCUAUGGAGAAAACCAUUUGACUUGUUAAAAUAUUUAACUUACAAUAAGCUUUCCACUCGACACCCCAAAUUGAUACAUUCAUAUGUCGCUUGUCUUUCCGAAGAAGAACGGGAGAUGCUCAUCAGAAGUGGAAUAAAGAUACCCACUGAUUUUCCGCCAACAGCUUUCAACUAUAGUGCAUUUCUUCGCCAUCUCGAUAUCUCGGAACUAUAUCAUGCCACGUCGUUAUGGUGUAUGUAUAUUGAUUGUAUUUAUCCAGUAACGGGUGACAAUGACGAAAAAGUUUAUAAUAAUUCUUCGACUCGAUAUUCAGAAUGUGUUGGAUGUUACACUGCAAUGCGUAUUAAACUGGCUAGACGAGGACCAGAGAAGCGGCGACAACGACAAGUUGAGCAGGAGGAAAGAAAUUUCGAUCUAACCGAAUUAAUGCUAAAUCAAGCACAACCUCCUCCGACCGGAAAAGUUUAUCUUGUUUGGCAAUCUCUCUGUAAAAUGUUUAUGAGACGAUGUCUGAUCCUCAAAUAUCUAUGCAUCACGUCACCAUAUCGACAACCCGACGAUUAUUAUAUGGUUUCCGCAUAUCCUGGCGCUGUGAAAUGUCUGUCGCAUCUGCAAUAUUUCGAAUGCGGUGGGCGGUUCUCAAAAUCCCAGGUGCUCGAAACUAUUUCAAAAGCGUGUAGAAAUCUACAGACGAUUAAAUAUUAUAUGUAUCCUAAAGAGAACAAUCAAAUGACUAUGAAUGAAGUAAAUAGUUUAAUAGAAUUGAUUCAAGUACAAAGUUCUCUCACCGAAUUUAUUAUUAUUCGAGGUGGAACACGACUUGGAAACAUUAUAAUGACAUUAGGGAGUAGUCAAGCAACAUCCUUGAAAAGAUUGGAAUUUGUACGAUGUGAUUUUGAACAUUUUAAUUGGCUCAAAGAAUUAUCAGGUUUCAUCAAUUUGAAAGAACUUGUUUUUGAUGGUUGCAGAAAUCUAUCUAAUAAUUUAAUCAGUACCUCAGAUACAUCUUCUUUUCCCCAGUUGACUUUGCUAAGUAGUUUGAAUGGGAUUCUAAGUGCUGACGUGUGGAACGCGUUAAUAGGGCGUUCAGGAAGUAGUUUACAAAUAUUGGAUACUGGUCGAGGUAUGUCAAGUGGAUUGUGGCAAGAUCAUAUGAGUGUAUUAGAAACUAUCGGCAUGCAUUGUCCAAAUAUUACUCAUUUUACGUCGUACACAUUUGUCGGGGUGACACCAAAACUUUUUGAAACAAUAAGUGGAUUUCAUCAACUUGAGGAGCUAACUAUCGCACUUGAUCGAUUCUCGGAAUAUGAAGGUCGGGGAUUAUGUGUUAAUAAAUUCUUGACAUUAUUGGCUGUACAUCUCGCACCAACUGUCAGGUUCUUGCACGUAGUCACGAAAAAGCCAUGUAAUGUUGAUUCAUUGAGAGCCUUCGUGAGACAAUUUCGGGGCAAUUUCAAAUUUUUUGGAAUGAAAGAAUUAUGGGAUGUAGAUGUUGGCACGUAUGCCGGAAUCUUCAGAGAAUUAAACAGUGUACUACUGCCUUUAGACAUGUAUUCUUCGCGCAUCCGAGAGAUCAAGACACCUGGUAUAUUCCUUUGUCGGUGA
Molecule: messenger RNA, 1728 nt
Organism: Ambispora gerdemannii
Lineage: Eukaryota; Fungi; Glomeromycota; Glomeromycetes; Archaeosporales; Ambisporaceae
Source: the annotation of a GenBank genome assembly